Molecule: messenger RNA, 860 nt
Organism: Nematostella vectensis (starlet sea anemone)
Lineage: Eukaryota; Metazoa; Cnidaria; Anthozoa; Actiniaria; Edwardsiidae
Product: myosin-2 essential light chain
Exons: 6
Coding region: 115-564 (149 amino acids)
Cellular component (GO): myosin II complex
Molecular function (GO): calcium ion binding
Source: RefSeq, a predicted model, not a curated record
AGGAUGCCCAUAUUUGGUAUAUUGGCAUUCAAGUUGCGUUGGCACAAGACAGAUCGGUGCUUAGAAGUCGGUAGUUUCUUACCUGCCCGUCACAACUGACCCAGGAUCAUCAACAUGGCUGGCCUCACCGAAGAACAGAUUGGCGAAUACAGGGAAGCGUUCAGUUUGUUCGACAGGGUAGGAGACGGAAAGAUCGAAUGUGACCAAAUUGGCUGCCUUCUUCGAUCACUAGGCCUCAAUCCAACGGGAGCCGAGGUUAAAAAAAUCGAGAAAGAUGUAGAUCCGAAAGGAAUUGCAAGAGUUUCCUUUGAGGAGUUUCUCCCCAUCUACACAUCUGCCUACCAAAAGAAACAGACUGGAUCAGCAGAUGAGUUUGUGGAGGGACUGCGGGUGUUUGACAGAGACGGCACUGGUACAGUGUUAGCAGCAGAGCUGAGGAGUGUUCUUAUGUCCUUAGGUGAGAAGCUAUCAGAUGAGGAAGUAACAACACUGUUUGCUCCUGUCGAUGACAGCAGUGGUCAUAUAAAUUAUGAGGAACUUGUAAAAAUGGUGUUAUCUGGAUGAGUUGUGCAAGUCACAAGUGAACUAUAGAUCCCUUUUUCUCAUUCUGAUACAGUAUUUUAUCUUAUGAUAGUAAAAAAAUAUGCUGAACGAUACCAGAUACUGUCAGCAACUACCAUUUUUUAUAGAAAUGGCAUGUAACUAGAAAUAAUUGUCUUGUUUUAUUGUCAAUUUGUCUUAUGUUUGUAACAAAAAAAAACUGUAUUAGAUAAUUGUCAGUAUAUCUGACAACUGCUGUGCUGUGUUAUAAGACACAAACCAUACAUAUAUAAAGUCAUAUUUUUCUUUUCACAUUUUAA